This is a messenger RNA of Lodderomyces orthopsilosis Co 90-125, 1866 nucleotides long. RefSeq lists its product as uncharacterized. The record is from RefSeq and is a predicted model, not a curated record. The transcript has a single exon. NCBI's taxonomy places the organism in Eukaryota, Fungi, Ascomycota, Pichiomycetes, Serinales, Debaryomycetaceae. Bases 1 to 1866 code for a protein of 621 amino acids.
AUGAGAGCACUUUCUAUACUACUAUUGCUAUUCACUACUACUGCAUCCAUAGCGAUGGAUAUGGAUACAGAUAUGGGUAUGGGCACCGACAAUGAGAGGGAUCAUGAAGACGUACAUGGUAGUAUUGUGUCUUCACCAUCAUCCAGCAAUGGUGACUCUUCUGCCAGUGCAGAGUUUACAGCAACUAUUGCUUCGCUACAACCAACUCCCCACGUCAUGAAACAUCAACAUGGUGCACCUAUCUUGGAAACCCAUUUAUUACCAGAAGAACGUCUUUUUUGGGAGAAUUACAACACCACUACUUAUUUCACUGUACCAUCAAACCAUCGUCCUGCCUUGUAUAUUCAUAUUGUCUUGGGUUUGAUCUCAAUCUUUAUUGUUUACCCAAUUGCUUUAAUUUUUAACAAUUUGGGAUUAACAAAGACGUAUCUUACUACAUUGUUGGUACAUUCCGUAAUUAUGGUGUUGUCAAUGUUGAAUUAUACUAUUUUUGUCAAUUCGAUACCAGAUAUUUUCCCUGGUAAUGCUUACAAUUCAAUGAUUGGAAUUUUAUUUGUCACUACUAUUCUACACUUUGUUUUUGCUUUGAUUACCAGCAUAACUCCAAAAUCAGGUGGCUCUUCUGCUUCUGUUAUUGGUGCUGGCGGCGCUUCGCCCACCAGUGCCAAUGGAGGUUCUUAUUUCACCCUUCAUUCACCACCAAUCGGAUGCUCUGAUUCUGAUGAGGAUGUCGAUGAACAACUGCUGGUUGAAUCGGCUCCAUUGAACUAUGAAAAGGUAUUUACGCCACCAACAAAAUUACAAAAGUUCAAAACAUGGGUAGCGGAAACCAAAUUCCACUGCAUUUUCAAUAUUGUCUUUAACUUAUUAAAUUGGGGUCAUUUCUUUUACUACUUGGUUUUGGUUCCAACUGGAGUUGCUACAUUUUGUGUCUAUGGUCAGGGCAAAUCAGUUUUCAAUUUAUUAGCACAUUUUAUUAAAGGUGGUGUCUUUUUUGCAUAUGGUAUUCUUACAUUGGCAAGAUAUAGCGGGGCCUUCACAAACAAAGGAUGGGCUUGGAAUCAUAAGUUUGUUAGUGCUAAAAGAGGUAACGUCCAUAAUUUCUGGACUAGAUUUCAAAACAGAGGUCUUUGGACAAUGGAAAUGAUUGAAAGUUCAUUAAUCUUAUUUUAUGGAUCAACCAAUAUCUUUUUAGAACAUUUAUCUAAUGCUGGUGGAGAGUGGUCACCAAAAGAUUUACAACAUGCUUCAAUUGCAUUCAUUUUCAUUGGAUGUGGAUUGUGUGGUGUUAUUACGGAAUUGAAAUUACAAGAUUGGCGAUUUGAACAAGCAGUGGCUAAUUUAAGAAAAUUGUCAUCAAAUGGUCAUUCAGAAAGUGAAGAAGAAACAGUUGCCGCUUUAAUUGAUUCCAAAGAUAUUGUCAAAGCUAGUCCUGGUUAUAGUCCUAAUCCAUUUCCUAUAGUUACCAUCUAUUGGACAGGUAUUCUCAUGUCAAAACACCAACAAGCAUCACAAUUAUCAACUGAUAUUCACGUUCAAUGGGGUAACUUGUUUGUUCUUGGUUGUGCAUUCCGAUUCUUGACUUAUAUUCUUUUGUUAUUACAUGCCAGUAAACCCAAAGAUUUAUCCAAACCAAGUCGACCAAUUACUGAAUUGAUUGUUGCUUUUAGUUUAUUAUGUGGUGGAUUAAUUUUUAUGGAAUCGACUGAUCCUGUGAUUUUAUCAUUUGAAUAUUAUGGGUUAACAGCAAUGUUUACUUUGAAUAUAUCGUUGGGAUUUAUUACCUUGUUUAUGAGUUGGGUGAUGGUACUUUUUGCAGUUAAAGACUGGUUAAAGAAUAAGGUAACACCAAAAGAAGUGGUGUAG